UUCUUCUAACACUUUUAUUCUCUAACGUGAAAGUUUUGCUCUUUGAAAUGUUCUUUCUUAUGAAUUUACCGGGUUAUUUUGACAUCACACAUUUACUAUUUUUUAAUAAGCUCCUGAGAGAUGUGUCGAGCUCCUGAAUUUAGAUUUCCAGCAAUAAUAAUGAAGUAACUGUGCUGUGAUCCAGUCUUUGUCAGAAGAGAUUUACCUACAGUACUGUCCAAACGUUUUAGGCGGGUGUGAAAAAAUGCUGUAAACAAAGAAUGCUUUUAGAAAUAUAAAUGAUUGUUUAUUGGGCCUAGAUGUAUCCUGCAGCAGGACAACAACCCCAAACAUACAGCCAAAGUCAUUAAGAACUGUCUUCAGCAUAAAGAAGAACAAGAAGUACUGGAAGUGAUGGUAUGGCCCCCACAGAGCCCUGAUCGAGGGUGUCUGGGAUUACAUGAAGAGACAGAAGGAUGUGAGGAAGCCUACAUCCACAGAAGAUCUGUGGUUAGUUCUCCAAAAUGUUUGGAACAACAUACCAGCUGAGUUCCUUCAAAAACUAGGGACAUUUCUAAGUGUACCUAGAAGAAUUGAUGCGGUUUUGAAGGCAAAGGCUGGUCACACCAAAUAUUGAUUUGACUUAGAUUUCUUUUUUGUUCAUUCACUGCAUUUUGUUGAUUGAUGAAAAUAUAUUAACACUUCCGUUUUUGAAAGCAUUCUUUGUUUACAGCAUUUUUUCCUCACCUGCCUAAAACUUUUGCGCAGUACUGUAUCUGAACUUUUGUAACCUUCCUAACACGUUGGGAUUUCACUUGCAAAACACUAUAUAACAGAUUACACUCUCACUGUGCAUAAAUUUGCCUCCCAGCCACAAGCGGUUAUGAAAGAAGUCCUCGUAUGUUUCGUAAAAAACUGAACAGUGCUUCUCUUGUGUUUCUUUGUCUCUGCUGCCUGCAAAUGUCUUGAUAAGCCGGCGCCGAAUUACACUAAUCUUUAAAGAACCUCCACUGCUUCAAGUGCCUCACGUCUGAAGGGAAAACUUUGAAGUUUAGUCUUUUUGUUUUGUUGUUGUUUUUUUGCUUGCAUUUUAAUUUAUUUACACUAUUUAUUACAGACGAGUAUAAGUUUACACUGAGAAUGACUUCAGCUGUUAGGGGAGUCUAUCACAUUACAGCAUUCAGCUGGUAUGCUUUUAUUGUUAAGAAUCUCAACGAUAAGGAUGGAGAGGAUUUGCCACCAGGAAUCUUUGUUUAUGGAGGACCUUGGAAGUACCUCACUUUUUUAAACUUGUUAUUGCAAAUGACGUUCUUUGGACUGGCGGCAGUGAAUGAUCUUCAACCUGGGAAAAAGGCUGAGAGUACUCUGAGCAAGUUUAAAGACUUUCUCUUCUCUGUCUUUGCCUUUCCAGUGGGCACGUUCGUUGUUCUACUUUUCUGGGCAAUCUUUGCAUAUGAUAGAGAAUUAGUCUAUCCAGCUACCAUCGACACCUUCUUCCCUCCGUGGAUGAACCACGCUAUGCACACAUUUGUCCUUCCCAUCUUACUUGGAGAAGUGCUGGUGCAGCCUCACGCCUACCCACAGACUAAACGUGCACUGACGGCAUUAGGAAUCGUGGGCUUGGCUUACUUAUCUUGGUAAGUGCUGACUCAGCAUCAACAGCAUAAUCAAGCAAUCAAAGCAUGUCUUGAGUUUUUAUCUUUCAUUUAACACUGAUUAAAGUUCAUCUUCGCGUGGCUGAAAGCACAACACUGUCUAAAUGCAUCUAUUUUUGCUGCUCC
This is a messenger RNA of Oreochromis aureus, 1760 nucleotides long. RefSeq names its product androgen-dependent TFPI-regulating protein. The record is from RefSeq and is a predicted model, not a curated record. The transcript has 4 exons. Bases 1120 to 1620 code for a protein of 166 amino acids. Gene Ontology annotation, cellular component: endomembrane system; membrane. Lineage: Eukaryota; Metazoa; Chordata; Actinopteri; Cichliformes; Cichlidae.